This is a messenger RNA of Prorocentrum cordatum, 1511 nucleotides long. The record is from the annotation of a GenBank genome assembly. Lineage: Eukaryota; Dinophyceae; Prorocentrales; Prorocentraceae.
GAGCUCGAGGCGUGGGAGGAGCAGAGCCGCUCCCUCGCCGAGAAGGACCGGGCCCUCCUGGAGCUCGAGCAGCGGUGCCGGCGCGCCGCGGAGAGCGAGCGGCGCCUCCGGUGGCUCGCCGCGGACCGCUCGGCCACGCGCGGGCUGCGGCGCUUCGCGCUGCACUGGGGCUGGAUGGGCUUCGAGAUCAUCGUCGCCGAGGCCCGGCUGUGCCGGGAGAUCUGCCGCCUCGAGGCCGCCCACAACCAGCACGUGGAGGAGCUGGGCGCGCGCCACGCGGAGGCGGAGCGGGCGCUGGCGGCCCAGGUGGCGGCGCUGGAGGCCGAGGGCGGGGAGUGCCUGCGGCGCGCCGAGGAGCUGCGCGAGCAGCUGGGCGCGGCGCGGGAGGAGCUGCGGUCGCAGCAGCACCGGGAGCAGGAGCUGGGCUCCCGCCUGGCCGAGUCGGAGGGCAGCUGGAGCGGGCGGCUGCGCAGGGCCCAGGAGGAGGCCCGGGAGGCGCUGAGGCGCGAGAGCGUGCAGGAGGCCCGGGCCGAGGGCGCUCGCCGCGGGCACCUGGCGGUCGUGCUGGAGCGGGCCCGAGCGCACGCGGCGGUGCUGGCGAGCGCCCAGGAGUGGCGCAGCGCCUCGACGGUCUUCUCCCACUGGUUCCUGGAGCACGCCCGCGCGAGGCAGCGGCGCCUGGAGGAGCAGUGGGACCGCCAGCUCUCCCAGGUCGAGAGCGACGUCGAGGCGCGGCGCCAGCAGGCGGAGCAGGAGCGGUCGCACAUGCGCCGGCGGCUGGCGGUGGCGCGGGCCAGCCUGGAGCACGAGCAGUCCCAGUCCGCCGACUGGGUCCUCAAGUGCCAGGCGCUCGCCGCGUGGGGCCACGCGGCCGGCUGCCAGCGGCAGGAGCGGCGCCAGCGCGCGGCGCGAGCCAGGGGCAUGUCGGCCGGGCAGGCGCUGGCGGGGUGCCAGGAGCGCGCUGUGGCAGCCGCCGCGCUCCGCUCGUGGCUGCUGGGCACCAGGAUGGAGAAGCAGGAGCGCUUCUACGCCUCCGAGGCGGAGCGCUGCGAGAGCGGCUGGGCCGCGCGCCUGCAGAGCUGCGAGGAGGCAGCCGAACUGCAGCUGCGCGAGGCCGAGGCGCGACUGCGCGCGGCGCUCGGGGACUGCGACGCGCAGCUGCAGGCGGCGGCGCUGGGCAGGGCCCAGGUGGAGGAGGACCUCGGCGCCCUGGCCGACCGGGCCUCCCGCGACCGCCGCCGCUGCGUGGACGCGGCGUGCUCCGCGCUAGGAACCCGCGGGCGCCACGCCCUACUGGCGAGGGCGCUGCAGCGCAGCUGGCAGGCGCGGUGCCUCGCGCGGCGCUGCGCGCGCCGCUGCGCCGCGGACGGCUGGGCCGCGCGCUGCUGGCGCCGCGACAGCCUGUCGCUCACGUUCUCGGCCUGGGCGCGCGCGGGCGAGGGCGCCCGAGCGGCGCGGGGUGCCCACGCCGAGUGCGAGCGGCGGCUCGGCGCGGCGCUCGAGGGGGCGCG